Theileria parva strain Muguga is the source of this 762-nucleotide messenger RNA. RefSeq lists its product as uncharacterized. Bases 36 to 653 code for a protein of 205 amino acids. The transcript has 5 exons. The record is from RefSeq and is a predicted model, not a curated record. NCBI's taxonomy places the organism in Eukaryota, Apicomplexa, Aconoidasida, Piroplasmida, Theileriidae.
UAUAUAUUUAAAAUUGUUCAAAUUUUGCUGUAAAAAUGUACAAUAUUUUCUAUUCACUAAUUUCGCUCAUCCUUCUAUCAAAUUUCACCAUUUUUGCCCAGAAUAACUACAAUGUUAACAUAAUUUUCAAUGGUGUCAUGUACAAUAAAGAUGUUAAAAACAAUGAGUUGCUAUCGGCUAUUGAUUCCAUAAUCAAGGAGCAAAAUCUUGACUACAAAUCAAUCCUUCAACAUUUGAACUACUACAGCAUCUACCAUCAAAACAAACUCAUUAACAACCUCAGCAACCUUAAAUUCAGUGGAAACAACAAUUAUUUAUACGUUUACUACACUCAACAAGGCUUGAAUGAGAUUUACCUGAGUAAUAAUAUAAACAAUUUACUGAACCUAGUUAAAAAAUUCACAAAUAACAGUGAAAUGUACACUAUUAUUGAGCAAGUUUUCAAAUCGGACUUCAUCUUUUCAAUGCUACACGGCCUGUUGUUUAGUAAUAAUGGUAGUAAAAAUAACAACCAAAACAGUUUAUUGCUAAAAUUAUUGUUGAAUAAAUUCGAUAAUGCCAGUACUCCCACUAGCAAGGAUAAAGCCAAGGAGACCAACGACAAGGAAACCAAAAUCAGUAACGUUCUUAAUUUAAUUAAAAAGUUAUAUUAAAGUCGAUUCCCAAGUUUCCGUAUGGUAGUCCCUUCACGAAUCCGUUACUCCCCAAGAGAUGUGACCGAUUAUCAGGAAUGCAGCACAGCUCGACAUUGUUCGUUUUACU